This is a messenger RNA of Punica granatum (pomegranate), 1185 nucleotides long. The record is from RefSeq and is a predicted model, not a curated record. NCBI's taxonomy places the organism in Eukaryota, Viridiplantae, Streptophyta, Magnoliopsida, Myrtales, Lythraceae.
AUGAAGUUGCAAAUCACAGCAGCAGCAGCAUUGCUAUUGCUGUCCGUUUCCAUUGGUGACGCUGAGGUUUUUGAUGUCAUGAAAUACGGGGCAAAGGCCGACGGUGCUACCUGCAUUAGCCAAGCUUUGAUGAGUGCGUGGAAGGAGGCUUGUGCAUCGACAACACCUAGCAAAAUACUGAUUCCACGCGGGACGUAUGCCCUCGGAGCCAUCACAUUUCAGGGCCCUUGCAAAGCCCCCUUGGAGUUUCAGCUCCAAGGCACGGUGAAGGCUCCGGCAGAGUCCGCCCAAUUUAAGGAAGAGAGUUGGGUCACCUUUCAAUACCUUGACCAUUUAACCUUGUCGGGUGGUGGAGUCUUCGAUGGCCAGGGGAAGAUUGCGUGGAGCCAGAACGACUGCCAUAAGAACAAGAACUGCAGGAAGAUUAUCAACUUGAGGUUCAACUUUGUCACCAACGCGCUAGUCCAAGACAUCACCACUCUUGACAGUAAGAACUUCCACGUGAAUGUACUGGGUUGCAAGAACUUCACCUUCAAUCGCUUCACAGUAACUGCACCGGGCAAUAGCCCCAACACUGAUGGGAUCCACAUAGCCAAAGUCGACGGGAUCAACAUCACUGACUCAAGCAUUGGGACCGGGGAUGACUGCAUCUCCAUUGGGGAUGGGAGCAAAAAUAUCCGAGUGACCCGGGUGAACUGCGGACCAGGGCACGGCAUCAGCGUCGGGAGCCUAGGCAGGAACAAGGGCGAGGAGUCUGUGCAGGGUCUCUGGGUCAAGAACUGCACCCUCACUGACACGCAGAAUGGCGUCAGGAUUAAGACCUGGCCGGCAUCCUUCCCUGGAUCAGUUUCUGACAUGCACUUCGAGGAUAUCAAAAUGGUCAAUGUCGGGAACCCUAUCCUCAUCGACCAGUUGUACUGUCCCUGGAACCAGUGCAAGGCCGAUAUCCCGUCUUUGGUGAAGAUCAGAAACGUGACCUUCAAGAAUAUCCACGGGACCUCGUCCACAGCAGUGGCAGUGAAGCUCACGUGCAGCAGCAAGGUGCCGUGUGAGAAUGUGGUGGUUGGCAACGUCAGGCUCACCUACACUGGCCCUGAGGCCCCGGCAGCCACCUCCCAAUGUUCAAAUGUUGCCCCCUCCUUUUUGGGCACGCAGACUCCCUCCGUUUGUGCCAAAGCUGCCUGA